Messenger RNA from Aspergillus pseudoviridinutans, 1179 nucleotides. RefSeq lists its product as uncharacterized. The record is from RefSeq and is a predicted model, not a curated record. Bases 1 to 1179 code for a protein of 392 amino acids. The transcript has 2 exons. Lineage: Eukaryota; Fungi; Ascomycota; Eurotiomycetes; Eurotiales; Aspergillaceae.
AUGGGCGUCAGCUGGUCAUCAGACCGCCCUGAGGAGCCCUUAUCCUCAGCUGCUGAUCUAGAACAGCCCCCCAAUCCACCUAGCCAGUCCAAAUACCCUCGCUGUUACGGGGAUGUGGUCCCUUCGGUCUGUAGCGACCGCCCAGAGGACUUUUACCACGAGCUGUAUGAACAGAUGUACUUUGUGCAGCAUGCCAACCAAGACUGCAUCGUGGCCUUUCAACGAUGCGAGAAAGAAAAUCCCCGUGUCGACCCCGAGGAGUGGUUUAUCAUUGCUGAGCGAAUCCCCCGGGUAUAUGAAUAUCUGGCACAUAGCACCAAUACCCCGAAUGUGGAUGUAGACCAACCGAUUGAUCUUCACCCCCACAUCGUCAAAUAUUUUGGCCGUCUCCCUGUGGGAUAUCUGCUGGAGAAGCUAGAUCACGGCCCACUGAGCGCUACGGCUCUGCCACGUCUGACCACCUUUCCUGCGUCGCGCACGUCUUCUAAUGACAAGGACUUCCCCGAUAAUGGAGACAGAGAGCCCCUCCUCCUGCUCUACUACCGCUGGGCAUUGCAAUCGCUCGCCAUGCUAGCCUUCCUGCAUGAACACGGGGUCUACUUAAUGGAUUUCAGCUCGAGCACAAUAUGGAUACGCGAUGAUUUCUCGAUUGCACUAUCAGGAUUUGUGAACGCAACCAUCCCGACAGAUGAAUGGCCCUACUCUCCCGACGGGACGAGAUACGAAACAGAGAUCUAUUACCCAACCAAUCCCGACAGUGGGCACCCAGAGCUCAGCCCGAAGAUCGAUCUCUCGGAUUGGGCGACCUUUGUCUGGCAAUUGAUGCGAAAGGAUGCGUCCAGUCAUGGAGCGAAGAGGUGGGCGAUGCCUACCGAUCCAUUUGAUCCGACGGAGAUGCCCGGGGAGGUGAAUGCAUGGGAGUACCAUAAGCAACGGCUGAAGGAGGGCAAGCUACAGCUUUUAGAAGAGGAACGAUUGGGUCCGAUGCUGGUUAAGGCCUGGAAGGGGGAAUAUGAAAAUGCUCGGGAGAUCCUGCAAGAGGUACGAUCAUAUCUCCAGCAGAUUGGGGUUCGGAUGGGCGGAGAGGAUGAGGUCCUUCCGGAUGAUGGGCGAAAGUGGGAGGAUGUAUUCACGGUAGUCCAGACUGAUGGCGCCCGCUGGGGUCGGGAGAUUAGAUAA